AGAAAACAGCCUCCGGGUAUACACGAAUUGCAAUGCUUCUGCGGAGAUGAUGAUGAUGAUGAUGAUGAUGAUGAUGAUGAUGAUGAUGAUGAUGAUGAUGAUGAUGAUGAUGAUGAUGAUGAUGAUGAUGAUGAUGAUGAUGAUGAUGAUGAUGAUGAUGAAUUCUCCCUUAACGAUAUUCACAAUCAAUUUUUGAUGAGUUUCGGAUUGUCGCAUCACAUCUCGUUAUAUGAAUUGCGUGUACUCACUCAAGAUUCUCAAUGUUUACACAGAAUCGCUUUGAUCCAUCUGAGCCGAGGAUUAUGUAACAUUAUUGUGGGCUUGCUUGCAAAUCUUCUGAAUAUGUAUCAUCCUGUCACCGUACUGCAUAAAUUUUUUCAUGGAUUCGGAAGCACCAAGAUGAUGGAACUACGCCUUAGAUUUACGUCGAUGAAACAGGUAGGUCAGCAGACAUUUGAAUUGCCUGUUUCACUGGCCUGGUACACCACAUACCAGCGAUCGAGUACACCACCCCAUCUGCAGCCCACAAUUUUUGAAUUGUGGCCAAUGUACCAGUCUUCUGUCACAUUGAUGUGA
Echinostoma caproni is the source of this 576-nucleotide messenger RNA. The record is from the annotation of a GenBank genome assembly. NCBI's taxonomy places the organism in Eukaryota, Metazoa, Platyhelminthes, Trematoda, Plagiorchiida, Echinostomatidae.